AUGGAAUUUAAAUUAGAACCCAUUUCCCUUAAUACUACCGUAAAAAACAAUUAUAAUGAAUAUUUUGAUACCCUUUCUAAGAAUGUAGAUUUUGGAAAUUCCGAGGAAAUCGAUCAUUCGAAAUGUGUCAACACAUACGAAGCUCCGUAUACAAUUUUACUCAGCGAAUUCUUGGAGUUUACUAGGAAAUCAGCCAACCUUCCAGAGCCUGCCUUAGUCCCUUUUACGAGGAGAAAGGUAGUAAGUGUAGAUUACUUUCGUGAUUAUGAACACUAUGAACCGAAAAAUAGAGUUGAAAGAGGUUACACAAAUGAUAAAUUCGGGUCCUCAAACCAUAACAACUCAAGUUAUUCCAGUAAUAACUAUGAUAAUAGUCAAUACAAUACCCAGUACAAUAACCACAGUAAUGAAAACAAUUACUCGUUCUUUAACUUAGCAAACCAAACCACAUACAAUGUGUCUGAUUUGGACUUGAAAGAUCUUGUAUACACAGGAACUGAGUGGGAAGAAGAGUUCGAAUGGUCUUCCCUAGUGAGGCAAAUAAACGAAAAGAUUUUUAUGAAUAAAUCCUUUAGACAAAACCAACUCCCAGCAAUAAACUGCAUCUUGAGUAACAAUGACACAUUUGUUAUUAUUCCAACAGGAGGAGGUAAAUCGCUAUGUUUCCAGCUACCUGCAGUAUACGACACACUAACAGGGAGAGGAAGUACCACUAUAGUUGUAAUGCCCUUGUUAUCUUUGAUUGGUGAUCAAAUUAAGAGACUUAACAAACUGAACAUAAACUGUAGAGCUAUAUUCGGUGACUUGAAACUUUCUGAGAAAAUCUCAAUAUUUAACGACUUGACUAAAAUAGGACCUCAUAGCUGCACCGAUAUUGACACCUAUAUGUCCAUAAAUCAUAAAAAUACAGAUGACAUAAGUAUUCUUUUCAUCACACCUGAGUCUUUGAUGGGUUCUAAAUUAUUGCUGGAGAACUUAUUGAUAAUGCAUAGCAGAAAUAAAAUUUCCAGAUUCGUAAUCGACGAAGUACAUUGCGUGUCCCAAUGGGGAAAUGAUUUUCGCCCACAUUAUGGCCAACUUGGAAUGAUAAGGAAGAAUUUUCCAGAUGUUCCCAUCUUGGCACUAACUGCAACUGCAACAGAAUACGUGACGAAGGAUGUGAUAACUAAGCUGAUGCUGAGGGAUGUUGUGAUUUUCAAGUCUGACUUUAAUAGGAAGAACCUGGAGUAUGUGGUAGUUGAAAAGUCUAAGCACUUCAAAGUUGCAAUUAACCAGCUGGUUAAGUUAAUCCAACAAUUCGAAGACAGUUGCGGAAUAGUGUACUGCCUCAGCUGCGGUGAGGCCGAGAGAGUAAGUGCUGAAUUAUCUAGAGUCAUUACUUGCUUCCACUACCACGCACAACUCAGCACCAUCGUUAGAACCAACGUGUACAAUGACUGGAUCAAUGACAGGAUAAAGGUUAUUGUGGCCACCAUUGCCUUUGGGAUGGGAAUUGACAAGAAAGACGUUCGUUUCGUGGUCCACUUUUCAGUUUCGAAGUCAAUUGAGAAUUAUUUUCAGGAGUCUGGGAGGGCAGGGAGGGAUCAGAAGAAAAGCACAUGCAUUCUCAUGUAUAAUUAUCAUGAUAUUCAAAGACAUAUUUUACUCAAUAGCCCAUUGCACGUCCAGCCAAGCAAGUUUACCCCAACCACAACCAACGAAUUUGACAAUAAAAUUGAUAAGAUUCUCGUGAUGAUGGACUACUGCGAGGAAAAGUUUUUGUGUAGGCGAUUUAUGCUCUUGGGUUACUUUGGACAAAAAUUCACCAGUAAAUGCUUACUGCCCUGUGAUAACUGCAAAGCUCUUUAUUACAACAACUCUGAUUCUCCUAUAAACCCUACUUCUGAAGAUAAAGGCUACACGGUUAAGAACUGCAUCAGUCAUGCUGAGUACAUUUGUAGGAAUAUGACAUCCAUGAAUCACCUUACUUUAAUAACCUUACACAAACUUCUCAUGAAUAACACCAAAACUGAAACUAAGUCUAACUUUUUACUCAAUGGUUACCUUCAUAAGAAUGGUUUUGACUCUCACUCUUCCAUGAUACUCUUGAAAAAGAUGAUGAUCCACAAGUUACUAAAGGAGCGAAUUGUUAAGCUUCAGGGUCUUACUUAUCCCAUAUUCUACAUUCAGCCUGGCCCAAACUACCGAGAUAACUUGAAAUUCAUGUCUACUAUUUACAUUCCGACCAAGAAGGACACUACAAAUAGGAAAAAGCGUCCUAGCGCUCCCAGGCCUAAGAAGGAGCCCAAGGAUAAAGCUCCAAAAACACUUGGUCCUAAAGUUGAAAAGAAGAGACCCAAGAAGGAAUCGCCAAAGGAGGGUGACGAUACUCCUACCAAGCCUAGAAAAAGCAGUGGUGGCACUCCUAGAAAACCUCGAAAAAAGAGUGAAGAUACUCCUACUAAGCCUAAAAAAUCCAGUGGUGACACUCCUCGGAAACCUAGAAAAAAGAGCAGUGAUACUCCUCCUAAACCCAGAAGAAAAAGCAAUAGCAGUCCUCGCAAACCUAAACUAAACAGUGAUGACUCUCCCAGUGAGCCUAAGAGAAAGAGACUAAAGUUACAAAAACCCAGUUCACCAAUCUUGUAA
This is a messenger RNA of Theileria annulata, 2628 nucleotides long. RefSeq names its product DNA helicase (SGS1 homologue), putative. Gene Ontology annotation, molecular function: nucleic acid binding; 3'-5' DNA helicase activity; ATP binding. NCBI's taxonomy places the organism in Eukaryota, Apicomplexa, Aconoidasida, Piroplasmida, Theileriidae. Bases 1 to 2628 code for a protein of 875 amino acids. The record is from RefSeq and is a predicted model, not a curated record. Gene Ontology annotation, cellular component: nucleus; chromosome; cytoplasm. Gene Ontology annotation, biological process: double-strand break repair via homologous recombination. The transcript has a single exon.